Daphnia carinata is the source of this 843-nucleotide messenger RNA. RefSeq lists its product as uncharacterized. The record is from RefSeq and is a predicted model, not a curated record. NCBI's taxonomy places the organism in Eukaryota, Metazoa, Arthropoda, Branchiopoda, Diplostraca, Daphniidae. The coding region runs from base 84 to 668 and encodes 194 amino acids. The transcript is spliced from 5 exons.
AGUCAAUAGCUCAGUUCAACUGUUUGUUUACUCCUCUUACCAUCGAAAAGCGGACGCAGCUAUACAGUACAAACUUCCCGAAGAUGUUUAUGCUUUACAGUCUGCUUGCUAUAGCUUUGAUUGUCGAGGUGCAACCGGCAGCUUUACCACAACCGGAUGCGGUUCCCGUUGAGACUGUGAUUGAUGAUAGCAAAGCUAACAAAGAGGCGAAGGCGUCGGUUGACAUGUUCGACAUUGCUCUUCUCUCGGCCAAUUACACCGAAAAAGACCAUGUUAAGGAAGUGGACUCUUACCUGGACACGGCCAUUCAAGUUGAUAAAUUCGGCUGUGGAUCGAGGUUGAUCUGUGAAUUGCAUCGCCGAGCUGAAAGUGAAUUACUGCCUGAAGAAGUUCUUCUGCGAUCUAUGCUCGAUGACAAGCCUUUGGCCGUUUCCGCAGACGGGCCCAAAACUGCCAAAGGUAGGGGAGUGUUCCAGUAUGCGGCAUUCAUCGGAUCAACGGCCAAGAACUCGGAGACUUGCAAUCAAGCUUUUGCUCGUUGUCCAUUCGAUUCGGAAACAAUUCUUCUCGUUUUCAGGGCUAUAGAAAACUAUCCGACGCUGAAAUCCCUCGCCCAUCCAUUUCCUAGUCACAAGCUUCAACCGCCCAAAGAAGAUAAAUCAUCUUAGAUCACGGAGAAUGUUUCCCUAUUCAUAUUGUACUUACUCCAUCUCAGCACGUUCACGAGUCGCUUAAUACGAUUCACGUUUUCUUCCUUUUUAUGUACACGUUUCAUUUUCUCGGAAAUUUUACCAUCAACUUCCUUUUUAAAAAAUGCAAAAUAUAGCAAAUGCCAAAAGUUAA